This is a messenger RNA of Prunus armeniaca (apricot), 390 nucleotides long. The record is from the annotation of a GenBank genome assembly. Lineage: Eukaryota; Viridiplantae; Streptophyta; Magnoliopsida; Rosales; Rosaceae.
AUGGAGGUGGACCCAUAUAUAAAGAUAAGAACGGAGAAGCCCAAGGGUCAAGAUCCAAGACCUUCUUCUAAGUGGAGACUGGUGAUGACCUCUCAAAGCAUGACACGUGGAUUAUCUAGCCUAGCUAGUUGCUCGGUCAGUUAUAGUACCAACAGUAGUCCCCCAAGUUCGCAAUGCACUGCCCAUAGUCCCCCAAGUCCCCGGGUAAGGACAUUUGGAAGGGAGAGAACUUGGCACGAUGGUGUCGAAGGUGAAUGGGUUCUCGAAGGCACAAAGUUGCACGGGGGUACCGAAGGCGACACGGGGCUUGCAUGUCACAAGGCAAUGUGGCUAGGCACUAAGGUGCCGAAGGCGACACAAAGCUUGCGUGUCGCAGAGCGAUGUGGCUAG